ACGCCGUUUCUAUAGUAACCGGCGUUCGGCGUCCAUCGUGGAGUUAGAACACAGAGAGCUGUAGCUGGGGGCAUAAAAUGACAUCACUAACUUCUCCAAGAGGAAGGGAAGAAAUUGUCCAUUGCAGAAGAACAGAAUCACAAGAUAUUUACUGUAUUAGAUCUCUCAUCAGAAAAUUUACAGAAAAUCUUUUUGGGAGGAUUAAUAUCAUUUAUCUUCUAGAAAAAGCAAAUCUUGCAAUUACCCUCUGCAAUGAAAGGGAGGAGAUUAUGGCCCAGGCUACUUUUGUGGACUAUCCCAACUGGAAUUUUGUCAAACAGGAUGAGUGGUUAACAGUUUUCCAUGAACUUGAUGUGAGACUCCAAUGCACACCACUGAAUACAUUGUUUAUGCAUCUUUUUGUGGCUGUUGACGAGUAUGCCAUUGGCUGUUGUCAAGAAAUUAUGAGGACAGUUUUCAAGGCAGUGCCAGAUCUUCAUUUCAUAUUUCUUAUUACUCCAUCCUAUAUGAGUUUAGGUUCGACUUUAGUAACUGUUUUUGACCCUGUUGGGUUAAUUCCAUGUUUUGCCAUUGAUGAAGAAUUUUCUGUGUCUGUCUGUCACAGACACUUCCAUUGCCCUCAGCUAUACAUUCGACAAGCCAGGGUAGAAGACCAUGAUGAUCUCAUGCCAAUUUUUUUGCGUCAUGAUACUUCUUUAAAAGAAAUCUAUGGUGAAUUUUUCCUUGCUGAGCUAAUAGAGGCCCAAGAUCAAGAGAAUUACUGUAUUGUAUGUGAGGACAGAGGCACUGCUGUGGGGUUUAUGAGUGUAUGCGCACAAGUGAACAUGGAACUACUACAUCAAUGCUUCGACUUGGGACCUUUUCAUGGACUUUGCAGACCACAUCCUGAUGAUAUUUUGAGUCCUGAGAAGCCGCCAAGUGUCCAUCCAAGUGAAAAUGCACUAGAGGAUGAAAGUGCGCAGACAAUUAAAAAAACAGAUGAAGAGUCAGUAGAACAAGAUAUACAUAGUCUGGAAGAAGAUGUUAAGGAAGAAGUCCUCUUUGAACAUCUGCCUGAACCUUCUUUGUCAACAAGUACAAGUGCUGCUCCCACUCAUGAAUCAUAUGAAGAGGAAAAAUCUGCUUCAGAAGUGUCACUUGAUGUUAUAAAAACAUCUCAAGUCAGCCUAACAAUUGAUGAUGAAGACUUUCGUCCUUUAUACAAAGGUGCUUCAUCUGCUUUCUGUAUCCAGCUGUUUUGUAUUGAUGACAAAUACGAAACAAGGUCACUGGAUUUUAUGCAGUUCGUUUUCAGCCUUUUUCCUAAUAAAGACUUCUGUGUUAUUUCUGUUCCUCAUCUCACACCUGAGUUUGUUCUAAUACAGAAUUUCACUAGAAUUGUUCCUUUUAAUACUUCCAUUCUUGAUAAUGAUCUCUAUGUUUUCCACCGUGCUGGAUUGCUCAAGUCAAUUAAUAUAAGGUUAGCAACUACCAAUGAUGUACCUGCUGUUGAAAAUCUCAUCAAAACACUUAAUCUGAGUCAAAGCAUACUAGAGGAUUUUGAAAAAUAUAAUACAGCACGAAGAGAUCCAGAUGGGACAAAAGUACAGACAUUUGUUGCUGAAAUUUUAAAUCAGAUAGUUGGGAUUUCGAUCAUCAGAGAUGAAAUGGAUAUCGAGUACAUACGUUCACAUUAUAACAUUGAAGAUUUUAUUUACUUUAGUCAUCAUCAACGAGAAGAACAUGGUCACAUAUACCAUUUUGUUUUAAAUCCCAUAUUCCAGCAUUAUACAAAAUAUUUUCUGAAGGAGAUCCUGCGCUUAAGCUUUAAAUCCUGCCUCUACUAUGUAAUUUACCCACAAUCAAGGGUAGGCAAGUUUCAGAAUCCCUAUGCCCAUUCCCUGACAUCUGCCCUUCAUUACUUGGUUCCCGUGCGACCAAGACGACAGAUUGUCUAUCCUCUGGAAGAGCUUGGCAUAAAUGCUCCAUCAAAGGAGGUCUCCAAGGAUCAGCCACCUUAUGCAUUGUACCACACAAAUAGAAAGCUAAUGCUAGAGCCCAAAGUGACUAUCAAUGCCAGAAUUGUGGUUGUCGGAGCAUCUAAUGUUGGAAUUUCUUUCUUAGAAACACUGAUUUUUUGCCCGCAUCUGAAGUUUAAUAACCUUACCCUGAUUUCGAUACAUGGACUUCCAGGAAGAAAUCUUAUGAACAUUGGAGAGAGGAAAUUUUUAGCAAGCGACCACUGUUUUAAUGAUAAAGAUUAUGCAUUGAUGUCACUUUGUUCCUGGGUUAAUGUUGUGGUUGGUAAAAUGAUUGGCAUAAACAGAGCUGCCAAGCACAUCCUCCUUUCCAAUGAAAAGAUAGUGCCAUAUGACCACCUCAUCCUCUGCACCGGGCAGCAAUACCAGGUCCCAUGUCCCACAGGAGCUGACAUCACUAAACUAUUGACUAACAGAGAGAUCAAGAAGGACAGCAAGCAAAGAUACACUGGCCAAAUCCCUUCUAAUCUUUUCACUCUCAAUGAUGAGGAAGAUUGCUUAAGGGCACUGAAAUGGAUAAAGGAGAACCUUAUUCCUUCAGAAGGGAAUGUCAUCAUCUAUGGGAAUACAAUUGACGUUUACACCACUAUCGAAACCCUCUUAUAUCUUGGAAUUAGUGGUGAUAGGAUACACAUGGUACAGCCUCCACUCAAUUCUAAUAUUACUUGCAUUAACAACUAUGAGGUGGAAAAUGCCAUUGAUGAAGCUUUGCUGGAAGCCAACGUGUCUCUUUACUCUGAGGCUAUUCUUGCACAAUGGAAUGAUGGUGAAGACCCUGAUCCCAUAACAUGUGCUUCCUUCACUACACCAACAAAACCUUUUAAAAUACAGUGUACAGCCUUCUUCAGUUUUUAUGAAAAGAAUGUGGAUUAUGAGACUUUCAAAGCACUUAAUGAUUCAUGUCUUGUCUAUGAUGGAAGACUUGUGAUUGAUACCACUUUUCACACAAAUGAUAUAACCAUCCGAGCUGCAGGUCCUCUCACCAAGUUCUCCAAUAGAUAUUAUGCAAAUGAAUGGACACACAGUAGCUUCAGUUCAAAAGAAGUUGGCUUCCAGCUUGCUGCUACCAUGCUGAAUCUCUUUGAUCCAACUCUGGAGCCAGUAAUUGAGCCACCAGGGGACCUGGAUAGACUUAUUCCUAUAUAUAAAGGAGCUAAGAUUAAAGGUGGUCUUCUUCCUGGACCAUAUUAUUACUUGCAUGUUGCCAAACCAAUGAUUCCUACUCCCUUGGAUGUACAAAUUGCUCAGGCUGACUUUGGUUUACAAAUAAUAACAGGCAAAGCAAAAACAGGAGAUUACUUUAGAAUUCACAUUAAUAAGUAUCAAAUGGUGGAAACUAUUACCUGCUUUUCUAGAAAACCAUUUCCUACCUCCAACUACAUCGCUUUGUUUGGACAGCAUGAGCAAGUCCUUAACAACCUGUGCUCUCGUCACAUGGAAGGUUUGAUAACGGAUCUUUAUAGCUUCUUCGAAGAACCUUGGUCCAUGGCCAUCUUUCAUGAUCGUUUUAUUGAUCUUAAGAAAGAACUCCGUCAAAUCCUAGCAUCCAAAGAGAAUGAAGAACUUCCUUCCAUGGAAAAUUUAGUUCUACAAAUAGUAGAUGAGGAAAUCAACCUGUUUGAAAAGCCGAAGAAAUACCUUCAAAAAUUCUUUGAAGAAACGAUCUAUAAAUCCGAGGUGGAAAAAAGCAUCCUUGAGUAUCUGCACUAUAAUAAAUACCAUCUGCCGAUGUAUGCAUGGCCAGGGAUUAUUUAGUUAAAGCCACAUUUUCAGUUUCAUUGGCCACAUCACUAU
This is a messenger RNA of Sarcophilus harrisii (Tasmanian devil), 3812 nucleotides long. It is a transcript of the gene CFAP61, whose product is annotated as cilia and flagella associated protein 61. The record is from RefSeq and is a predicted model, not a curated record. Bases 78 to 3773 code for a protein of 1231 amino acids. Lineage: Eukaryota; Metazoa; Chordata; Mammalia; Dasyuromorphia; Dasyuridae. The transcript is spliced from 27 exons.